This is a messenger RNA of Trichomonas vaginalis G3, 1455 nucleotides long. RefSeq names its product 26S proteasome non-ATPase regulatory subunit 11/COP9 signalosome complex subunit 2 family. Gene Ontology annotation, cellular component: COP9 signalosome. The record is from RefSeq and is a predicted model, not a curated record. The coding region runs from base 1 to 1455 and encodes 484 amino acids. Gene Ontology annotation, biological process: protein deneddylation. The transcript has a single exon. Lineage: Eukaryota; Parabasalia; Trichomonadida; Trichomonadidae.
AUGUCUGAAGAAGAAGAGGUAGUUUAUGAGGAAGAAGAAGUUGUUGAAGUAGAAGAAGAGGAGCAGGAGGAGCAAUCAGCCGAGGUUUCAUAUGAACAAGGCAAAGAUAAUUUAAACUAUAAUGAUUCCCUUGCUCUUGAUUUAUUCUUAAAAGUUAUGAACGAUGAUUCAGCUGAAGAUCAUCUCAAGGCAAAAGCUACUUCGCAUUUACUCAUAUUGCUUGCAAAAGAAGGUGUAGAUCUUGAUAGCCUCUUAGCAGUUUUCGAUAAUUUCUACAGUUUCGUAAAAGCUAAUUGCAUCAAGGUUUCACGCUUCGAUCGCACAAUGAAUCAAGUCGCUACAAAUAUUUUGCAUCAUCCUGAAGUACAAUACGCAUUCCUUUCCCAUGCAGCUAAAGAGCUUGAUCCAAACUCCUUAGAUUAUCGUAAAUGGGCCCUCGAAAGCCAGAUGCAGCUCAUAGAAUUAGAACUUGGAAAAGGCAAGCUCGAAGACGCCAUCAAGUUAAUUGAUCACGUUCACCAAUACAUUCCUGAUGAUCCAGAUACAAGUGAUAUAGUCAUGACAGGAUUUUCUAUCAGACUUUUAGUUAUUUUACUCGAAAUUAACCUUAACAAAGGAAAUGAUGCCGAAGUACGCCGUAUUUACGAGAAGUGUGUCAAGAUCCAAGAGAUUAGAACACUUUCAUCAUACCAAACAGCUUUAAUUACAUUUGUUGCCGGAAGACUCCAACUUGAUGGCAAUCUCAUCGAACAGGCAAGCUCUUCAUUCAAAGCAUCAUUCAAUACAUUCGUACAAAUCGGUUCCGAGAACCGCCGCAAGGUAUUACCAUAUUAUAUUCUUACAAAUAUGCUUUGCCACAGAUUGGAGAACCUCCUUGCCGAGCCAGCCAUUGGUAUAGAAAGAAUUCAUCCUGAUGUUGCUCCUAUUGCCAGCUUAUUCGAUUCAUAUUUUGAUUAUGACGUUGUUUCCUACAAGAACAGGGUAAAUGACGUCAAACAAUACUUCAACAGCCCUAAGAUCAGUGGAUUCCUUGAUGACAUUAAGAAUUUCGUCAUGAAAUACAACUUGGUCAAGAUAUUCAAGAAUUAUUCUCAAGUUGAGAUCAAAUUCCUCUUAAUGUCUACAUACACUGAAUCAGAAAAGGCUGAAUUGGAGAAGUUGAGUCCAGCAGAUAAGGCAAAGCGCUUGGAUCGUGAUUUGAAAGUAGUUAUUGAUUUCUUAUACGAUCUAAUUUUGUCAAAGAAGCUCAGCGCGUCAAUAGACUUUGUCAACAAUAUCCUUGUCGCUUACGAAAAGAGAGAAUCAUUAUAUAUCGAGUCUGUUCAAGCUAUUUUCAAUUAUCUCCAAGGAAUUUCGAAUGGUUUGGUCAAGGCAACGAAAUUGAAGUUGGAAGAACCAAAUAAGCCAGUACAGAUCGAUCAAAACUCUCUUGCUCCACAAUAUCAAACUAACUAA